Marchantia polymorpha subsp. ruderalis is the source of this 3555-nucleotide messenger RNA. NCBI's taxonomy places the organism in Eukaryota, Viridiplantae, Streptophyta, Marchantiopsida, Marchantiales, Marchantiaceae. The record is from the annotation of a GenBank genome assembly.
UUUGGAUGGAAGGAUAAAUUUGUUCUUGGUCCGCGAGAUUCGAUCUCUUUCGCCGUCCGCAGCGCCUACGCAUCCCAUCUCGAGCACACAACACCACACUUCCUAGAUUCGUACUGUCGACGAUCGUAAGCGACGUAUUCUUCGUGUUCGUGGUUUGGUGGGCUUUCUGCCCUGGACCACCUCUGACCCAAAUCGAUCGAAUCGAAUAAGAAACUAUGAGAUGAGAUAUGUCCAGCGCAUGGGUUACCUCGAGGUCGAACUUCUUGUAGCUGCUAAGUCGUCGCAGCCCUGCCCCUGCCAAUUAUGAUGAAGAUCCACAAACCAUAAGUGCACACAAUUGGUGAGUGAGCAUAAAUUCACUGUCUGAGGACGAAUGAACACAAUGCUCAUGAUACGGUGUACAAUCCCGUAGAAGGAAUGAGUAAGGCUGUGCUGAGAAGAUACACGUCGGGAAGAAGUCCGCCGGAUCGAUAGUGCAGAUGUCAGAAAUGUUCGCCGUGACAUACUGCGGCUGGAGUGGCUGAAUUGUGUGUGAUGAUGUUCUGUCGUCCGUAAUCGUCCUAAGUUGUUGAUGGGAGUCAAUUUCCGGGGCGGGCUGGCCAGGCUGUGUGUGAAAGACUAAGUGAAAUUCAAUCAGUCCCAUGGAAAAGGCGGAUGAUCAUUCGAUAUCAACAGCCGAGGGUGUGAUCGUAGUACAACAAGGUGUCGCUAAACCUUGUAAAGGUGGAAACUAUGAAUCUUUUGAGAGUUUUAUGCAAACCCUAGCUCCAUUGGCGGAGCUACCUGGUAUCGAUGAAGUAAUACUUCCAUCCAGUCUCAAUUCUGCCAUCGUCGGAAAGGAUGAGACGACCAUCUCAGCUGCAAGCGAGGAGGUCGAUUCUGUGCCGGAUGAAAUCAAACGACUGAGAGACUUGGUUGCUCUACUUCAGAUCCGCCUCGAUGCGACAUCUAAGGUGGUUGAAAUCCAGGAGACCGAAUUGUGCAGUCAAAUGGAUGGCGACGAGGAAUCGAAAUCCAAGUAUGAAAAGCUCUUGACCCGAUGGCGACGUGAGGUCUGCAUUUUGUUGCUGAAACAACGGGUGGAUGCUUUGCAAGUCGAGCAGCAAAGGCUGCAGCGUACGCAGAAAGAGCAGCACCUGACAGUGCAACUUCACGAGGCCCGAGCGUUGAUCGAGGUCUUGAAGCAGAAGGAGAGAAACCUGCAAGCUGAAAUUGGAAUUCUCACAACAGGACAGAAGCUAGCCGAGAUGACAAUGAGAGCUGAAGCUGCGAGGAGGAAGCACGAGAUGGAGGGGACAGUGACGGGUGUUACCCGGGCAGCAGUGGAGUCAUUAUGCAGUCAUGUCGACGAACACUCCGCCAUAAUGUUUCUCCAACUCGAACGACUGGCGGAUGCUUUCAGCAGGUUGGACCUGUAUGUGAGGCGACUGAGUUUCAGUGAGCAUCAAGUAAUGAUGGUUCUAAGGCAUGCAUGUUCCGACACGAAACCAACCGGUACACUCACGCACCGGGAAAAGGUUGAGGAGAAUAUAGAGAAGGCUCGAGCAGAAAGGAGGAGAGAUCGAGCAGCCGUUGAGCAGUUUGUGAGGCGGUCGGCAAAUGACAACACUGGACGCGCAAACCAACUAGAGGUGCUGUUGGCUGCAACCAAAUCUCAGUUGACUGAAGAAUGUCUACAUGCAAGAGAGCUGCAGGAAAGGAUAGGAAAAGCAGAAUUAGAAGGGAGAGAAGCAGUGAAGAAAGCAACCAGAAAGGCACAGGAGCAAGCUGAACGUGACCUUGUGGCAAUAAAACGCCAACAUUCUCAGACUGUACAAUCUUUACAACAAAAGAUUUCAAAGCUUCAAAAUGAGCAUACGAAAAGCAUAGUUGCCCAUCAUCAGUUGGAGCGUAAAUUAUCGCAGCAACAACAGGAGUUUGUACAAACGUUGAAUCAAAGAGAUAAUGAAUUCAGGAAAAGCUUGGAUGCCAAAGAGAUAGAGGUGAAUGGUCUUCUCGACGAGCAGAACGCACUCCUUAACAAACUGAAAAAAUUUUGGCGACCCAUUCUCAACUCUUCUGCUGCCAAGAUAUUUGCUGACAAGACUCAACGAAGUCAGUUGCACACACCCCAAUCUUCACAGAGCAUUAUGUCGAUUGAAUGCAAGCCCGAAUACUUGGAAAAUAGCUCGCUCUCUGUGAGAUCGGUAGAGACACAAACGGCCAUUGUGGAUGUCAAACGUGAGAGAAAGAAACCCCUGAAGCAAAAAAGCAACUCAUCGGAGCCAGCAGAGCAAGAUAACAAAAAUAAGAAGGAAACGAAGGAUAAAAAAGAGCCAGCAGAGCAAGAGAACAAUGAUAAGAAGGAACACAAGGAUAAAAAGGAUACAACAAAGGUCAGAAGGACAGAAAGCCAGAGCUUGUCGAGCAGUAGACUUUCUACACCAGCUAAAAAGACAAGACAAGAUUCGAAGCUCAAGAAAACUGAGGAAGACUUGAUAUCAUCGUACCUUACUAAACUACAGAAGUCUUACGUUUCCUCCGGGAAACAACCUAAGGACAACCAAAAGAUGAACACGAGAAGUUUGGACUCACUGCUUGAGAAGAAUCGCGAGGCGGAAAUUUCUCCCGUUCCUUCUUCACCAAAUGGUCCGGACCAUCUCGACUCAAGAGCACAACCAGACCCCAGUCAAGUAUCUCAGUCCUGUAGGAGUUCCACGGCAUUUUCGGACUGUCCGAAUACAAACGACGAAUCGUUGCCCCAAUAUAUUAUUUGCAUACCUCCCCAAGACCCAGGGGCUGGAAAGGACCUCUUCGUAAAAUCACAGAGGAAGAAGCAAGCUGCAGAAUCUUCAACAAUUGCCUUGCAAGAAAAGUUAGAGAAUCUUGAAGCACUCAGUGAGAGUUUACUUGGCCAGCGGAUGUGAUGAAUAGAUGCAGUAAAUGGAACAAAAUGGAUCUCAACUGCUAUGCCAGAAAACUGCUGAUACCAAAGGAAGUGAUUUUCUCAACGGAAAAAAGUACUCAACGUUCCACUUCAUUGUAGGCAACUGAACUCCUUACUGGUGACCUAGGGGUCACCUCGAUUGUUCUAUUCCUUAUCUUAGACUUGAGCAAGGCCGCUGCAAAUCCGCAAUGUGAAGAUUAGUCUUGUAGCCCUAUGGUUUUGCAGUCCUGAUUGGAUAUUAGAGUUGUUCCCCUCUAAUAACUCGAGACCUUUUAUAAGUUGGUUGAGUCGUGCAGCCCUGCAACUUGCGCAGGACUGUUGCGGAAUUCACGAUGGAUCGACAGUGGUCUUCUUACCAUCAGUCUUUGUCGUGAAUGCGCAACCUUGGGCAGCAAGCUCGGACCAUCCAAGGCUUUGAGUUUGUACAAGUAAUACAUACAUGAAACAAACUCACAAUCUUUACGUACCUGGAUACACUGAAGAACUUUACAGAGUCAGGUGGUCACACUACUUAGGAUCGACUACAUUAUAGUAUCCCGAGUAAUUUACCUGCAAGUCUUCCUCCCCCGGAAAGCCUUUCAGAUUAAUAUCCAUGGGAUAGUUUUGGAGAUGUGAUAACAAAGAUCUGU